AAUGCGUUACUGAAGUGUUAGAAGCUAUCGAACCCGAAAUUUCACAUCUGACCGAAAGGAACAAUGCUAUUUCUUCCAUGAACCAGCUUCUUUUGACGUUGAGAUUCUACGCUACUGGUAGCCACUUAAUAUCAGCAGGUGGAAAUGAUGCAGAAUACUUCAGAAAUCAAAAAAGUUACUUUUCGAUUAAUGUCCAAGCGAUUUGUAACGCUAACUUGCAAAUAACGGACCUUGCAGCUCGUUGGCAAGGAUCGGUGCAUGAUACUACAAUUUUCAACAAUUCCAGGAUACGUGCUCUAUUUGAGGCUGGAAUAUUUGGAGAUGCCUUGCUCUUAGGUGAUGGUGGUCAUCCUGUUCGGUCCUAUUUAAUGACACCUCUACGCAAUACAAGAACUCGUGCGCAGGAACUCUAUAACGAGUCGCUUAUUAAAACACGCAAUACCAUUGAACGCGUGUUUGGAACAUGGAAAAGACGGUUUCCAAUUUUAGCACUGGGUUCUCGAUUUUCUAAAGUUGAAAGAGUAUUACCAGUCAUCGUAGCAACUGCCAUAUUACAUAUCAUUGCCCGGCGUGCUGGAGAUCCAUUACCACCAGAUGAUCCCGCGUUACAGUUGCCGUGGAAAGAAAUUUUGGAACAGGGAAAUGUACCGCUUAUGAAUUAUGCACCUGGUAAUGAUCAUAUGCAGAACAUACUAAUCAACGAUUAUUUCCGCAG
Molecule: messenger RNA, 715 nt
Organism: Temnothorax curvispinosus
Lineage: Eukaryota; Metazoa; Arthropoda; Insecta; Hymenoptera; Formicidae
Product: putative nuclease HARBI1
Exons: 3
Source: RefSeq, a predicted model, not a curated record